Molecule: messenger RNA, 1883 nt
Organism: Trichechus manatus latirostris (Florida manatee)
Lineage: Eukaryota; Metazoa; Chordata; Mammalia; Sirenia; Trichechidae
Gene: MICU2
Product: mitochondrial calcium uptake 2
Exons: 12
Coding region: 1-1305 (434 amino acids)
Biological process (GO): calcium import into the mitochondrion; mitochondrial calcium ion homeostasis
Cellular component (GO): uniplex complex
Molecular function (GO): calcium ion binding
Source: RefSeq, a predicted model, not a curated record
AUGGCGGCGGCGACGGCGGGCCGAGGGGUUCUGCUUGCGACCUGGGGCGGGAGACUGCGGCGUGUGCUCGCUGCCAGCAGACGGGCCUUGCCGGGCCCCGCGCCCUUGGCGGCGGCUGUGGCCGGAGUGGCCCUGACAGGAGCAGGAGUGAGCUGGUACAAGGGCCGCGUGAAUCUUGCGGCGUCUGAGGGCAACCUCACCGUUUUAGCACAGAGAAAUGUUGACUCUGAUGAGAUGGUAGGAAAAUUGUCUCUUCGAAAACAGCGCUUCAUGCAGUUUUCUUCAUUGGAACAUGAAGGAGAGUAUUAUAUGACACCAAGAGACUUCCUCUUUUCCGUAAUGUUUGAGCAAAUGGAACGUAAAACUUCAGUCAAGAAGCUGACGAAAAAGGAUAUCGAGGAUGCAUUGGCAGGAAUCCAAAAAGCUGGUUGGGGACCAACCUUUUUUAGAGACCUUGGUGAUAAAGGACUAAUUUCAUAUACUGAGUAUCUUUUCUUGCUUACAAUUCUCACUAAACCCCACACUGGGUUUCAUGUUGCUUUUAAAAUGCUGGAUUCAGAUGGCAAUGAGAAGGUUGAGAAAAAGGAAUUUUUUAAGCUGCAGAAGAUCAUAAGUAAACAAGAUGACUUGAAGACAACUGUAACUAAUGAAACAGAAUGCCAGGAACGAAAAUUGAAAGAACCUGAAGUUAACACAACUCUUCAGAUACGUUUCUUUGGAAAAAGAGGAGAAAAAAAACUUCAUUAUAAAGAGUUUCGGAGAUUUAUGGAAAAUCUACAAACAGAAGUCCAAGAAAUGGAAUUCCUUCAAUUUUCUAGAGGUUUAAGCUUCAUGAGAAAAGAAGACUUUGCAGAAUGGCUCCUUUUUUUCACUAACACUGGAAAUAAAGACAUUUAUUGGAAAAAUGUGAGAGAGAAGUUAUCAGCAGGAGAGAGCAUUAGUUUAGAUGAGUUCAAAUCAUUUUGCCAUUUUACGACCCACUUGGAAGACUUUGCUAUUGCCAUGCAAAUGUUUAGUUUAGCUCAUCGCCCUGUCAGACUGGCGGAGUUUAGGAGGGCUGUGAAAGUAGCAACAGGACAGGAGCUCUCUGACAAUAUCUUGGACAGUGUCUUCAAGAUCUUUGAUGUGGAUGGUGAUGAAUGUCUUAGUCAUGGAGAGUUUCUUGGGGUGUUAAAAAACAGGAUGCAUCGAGGUUUAUGGGUACCACAACAACUAAGUGUACAAGAAUACUGGAAGUGUGUGAAAAAAGAAAGCAUUAAAGGAGUAAAAGAAGUCUGGAAACAAGCUGGAAAAAGUCAUUUUUAAAAAAGAUUUAAGUUGGGAAUUCUAUUACUCCAAAUGUUAGAAUUUGGAUUUUUUUUUUUUUUUAAGUGCUAAGUGUUUAUCUUCAGUCUUCAUUGAUUUUCCUUGUAAUAUAAAGAUGCCUUGUACUUGCUUUCUGAAUCAAUAAUUUCUUGAUAUUAAUAAGGUUUUAUUACAGAACUUAUUGAAAAGAACAAGUAUUCUUUUACGAAAACAGACAUUAGAUUCUGUCAGAGGGUCUAAGAUUGAAGUAAUGUUUUGUAUUUUAAUAAGCUAGAAAACCUAAUUAUUCAUUGAUUUCUUAAAAUAGCAUGAUAUGGUCUCUGGAGGGGUAAACAAAUACAGAAAAGAAGUACUUGGUACAUAAGGCCAGUAUCAAUUCUGGAAGUCCCAAUGUUCCUAAUCUUGCAAAUUAAGUUAAAAACUCAUUUCAGAUUUUCUAAUCUGUCUCUUAUAUCUCUUACAAAUGUAUAUUUUAUUUCAGUAACCUGAAAUGUGUAUUAGUUGUCUUAAAAAUAACAUGUAAAUUUUAAUAUUCUAUCUGGAAACAGAAUAAAGGAUUUACAUAGAUACAAAAAUUA